UGCGUAUGCGUAAAAGUGGACCAGGAUGUUCCUCGUUCUGCUCCUGGGGCUCUGCGUAGCCACGCUGGAACUUUUCUCCCCAGUGAGCUCAUGUCCUUCACAGUGCAGCUGUUUUUACCAUAACUUGAGUGACGGAUCCAAGGCCAGAAGCGUGAUAUGCAAUGAUCCCGACAUGUCGCUUGUGCCAGUCGGGUUCCCCUUUGACACAUCCAAACUGCGGAUCGAGAAAACAGCCAUCCAGCAGAUACCAAGUGAAGCAUUCAGCUACCUCUCCAGUCUGGAAUUCCUCUGGAUGUCUUUCAACACCCUGUCCGAUCUGAGCCCGGAAAGCUUUCGGGGACUGUUCAACCUGGAAGAGCUUCGUCUGGACGGUAAUGCCCUCACUGCCUUUCCCUGGGAGUCUCUCAUGGAUACGCCCAGCCUCAGACUUCUUGAUUUGCACAACAACCAGCUCACAUCACUGCCCGGGGAAGCAACCACUUACAUAAAGAACCUCACCUACCUGGAUCUUUCCAGCAACAGCCUGAUGACCCUGCCAAUGGAGGUGCUGACCAACUGGCUGGCAGUGAAGCCCACGCAAGGUCCAGAGAGCUCCAAGAUGAUACUUGGUCUCCAUGACAACCCCUGGGUGUGUGACUGCCGGCUCUAUGAUCUGGUCCAGUUUCAGAAGUCUCCCACACUUUCUGUGGCAUUUAUUGACACAAGGCUACGAUGUUCAGCACCAGAGAGCCUCUCGGGAGUCUUGUUCAGCGAUGUAGAGCUUCGCCAAUGUCAGCUCCCACGUAUCCACACGGCAGUGGCACGAGUCAGGAGUGCUGUUGGGAACAAUGUUCUGCUCCGCUGUGGGACCAUUGGAGUACCAGUACCAGAUCUGACGUGGCGCAGGGCUGAUGGACAAAUGCUUAAUGGAACAGUCCAACAGGAAACAUCAAAGGAAGGAAUCACUUGGUCCAUCCUCAGUGUUCCUGCUGUGUCCCAUCGUGAUUCGGGGAAAUUCAUCUGCAAGGCAUCAAAUUAUGCAGGGAAUGCAGAGGCUGUAAUUUCUCUCGUUGUGUCUAACCCACCAAAAUCAGAUGGAAAUCUGACAAACACAGACAAAAAAGUCAAAGUCAAGAAGCCAAACCCAGUGGGUAAAGCAGCGUACCAGGAGAAACUAGUGGCCAGAUAUGUAGUUCCAACCUCCACCUCAUCAUCUUUUGCCCAAAUGGAUUCUGACAUAUUACCUGCUCCAGACCCUGAUCCUGAACAGGUCAGUUACACCUCAACUGAUGGAGCCAGCCCGGAUUCCUUCGCUUCCCCGAACGCAGAUGCACUGCUAGAUCUAGAAAAGACUAAUCUUAGUAACCUAGCAGCCAACACUUCAUCCUUACAGCAGGACCCUGACAGAGUGGUCCGUUCUGUGAAAGUUGUGGGUGAUACGGACAAUACAAUAUCUCUGAACUGGAGGGCACCUAAAGCAAAGAACACAACUGCCUUCAGUGUGCUGUAUGCUGUGUUUGGAGAGCGGGACAUGAGAAAGAUCAAUGUUGGAGCGGGGCAAACCCGUGUAACUAUAGAUGGGUUGGUGCCCAGGACAAAAUACAUUGCCUGCGUGUGCGUUAAAGGACUCAUUCCAAGGAAGGAACAGUGUGUGAUAUUUUCCACUGAUGAAGCUGCCAGUGCAACAGGUACCCAAAAGCUGAUCAAUGUGAUUGUGAUCACUGUGGCCUGUGUCAUUGCAGUCCCACUCACUGUGAUAGUCUGUUGUGGGGCAUUGAAGAGGCGCAUCAAAAAAUAUUGGGGAAAGAAAUCUAAAGACAUCCAAGACUCAUAUGUGACUUUUGAAACGUUAUCCCCUGGCACGAAGGCCAAAGGGCUUGAGGCUGAGUACUUAAACAGACUGAACCAAGAGGAGUCGAACAGGCUGCUGUCCGCCCGCUCAAGUUUGGACUCAGAGUCAACAGCAAAGAUCGAAGGACAGCCUAACGAGUACUUCUGCUGA
Cyprinodon variegatus (sheepshead minnow) is the source of this 1981-nucleotide messenger RNA. It is a transcript of the gene lrit1a, whose product is annotated as leucine-rich repeat, immunoglobulin-like domain and transmembrane domain-containing protein 1. The transcript has 4 exons. Gene Ontology annotation, cellular component: endoplasmic reticulum membrane. Bases 26 to 1981 code for a protein of 651 amino acids. NCBI's taxonomy places the organism in Eukaryota, Metazoa, Chordata, Actinopteri, Cyprinodontiformes, Cyprinodontidae. Gene Ontology annotation, molecular function: protein binding. The record is from RefSeq and is a predicted model, not a curated record.